AUGUCAUCAACACUAGGACUCCCUACACGAGGAUCAGAAGUAACAAUUAACAUAACCAGGAUCCACUUGCAUCCCCUUUGUGUUCUUGUAGAGUUCUGGGGAAAGUUCAGUCAGGAGAGCACCGUAGAUUCAGAGUGCCUGGCUAAAGACAUUCAGUCACCUGAAAAUGCAUUUCAAGAGUAUGAAGGAGGUCCUGGUGAUCAGUGCUUGGUCCAGAUAGAUGGCAUUUGGAACAGGGCCCGCAUAGUCUCUAGAAAUGGCUCAAAAUACAGUUUGUAUCUCAUUGACAAAGGGGUGACGUCUUGCACCAAUACAAGUAAGCUGGCAUGGGGUAAGAAGGAGCACUUCCACCUUCCACCUGAAGUGGAAUUUUGUGUGUUAGCUAAUGUGUUGCCACUCUCGACUGAGAGCAGAUGGUCUCCAGUGGCUCUCGAAUAUCUGAGAUCUCUCUCCGGGAAGUCUUUGAAAGCACAUGUUCAAGAUGUACUGGUGGCCUACAGGAUAUAUUUCGUGCACAUCCCCUUCAUAUCCAAACAAAUGUAUGAGAUGGGAUUUGCUAAGAAGGUGUCUCCAGACAUGUUCCAGGAAUUUGUGCUCAUGUCACUAAAGUCCAAUAGUGUCAUUAGUCACCAGAUCUCCAUGAGCGCAGAUGUGCGACUGCACAAGCAAGAUCAGUUCAUGGUCCCAGAGCUUCCAGAUGGAACUGUGGAGACUGUCAUAGUCACAGAAGUGACAAGUCCGCAGAAGAUUUUCUGCCAGCUGAAGGUCUUCUCACAAGAGCUGAAGAAACUCUCAGAGAAACUCACAAAAAUCUGUGAGGGCAGAAUGACCAAUUGCACAGUGGGUCCAGAAAUGAUUAGUUUCCCCUGUGCUGCAAAAGGAAAUGACGGCAGAUGGCAUCGCUCUGUUCUUCAACAGGUUUUCCCAGCCAAUGGAGUGGUGGAAGUGUUUAACGUUGACUGUGGAACAAAACAGUUUGUUCAAGUGGAGAAUGUGGGACCACUGGCUUCAGAAUUCUUCAGGAUGCCUGUUGUGACCUACAUCUGUUCCCUCCAUGGAAUCGUUGACAAAGGGGAUGGUUGGACAUCCAGCCAGAUUGACCUUCUCCGGAACCUUCUUCUGCACAAGACUGUAAUCGCUAAAUUUGAGUACCAGAGCAUGUCUGAAGGUGUUAACUAUGUCACACUAUUUGGUGAUGAAAAUACAAAUAUCAACAAGUUGUUUGGGUCCAAGGAGAGCUGUUUGCUGGAAUGUGAGAAAACACUUGGAGAUUAUGCUAUCCGUAGCCCGGCAUACAGCCAGGAGCAUCAAGCCCAGCAAGAAAGAAGUCAAAGAAAGCCGUCAACUUCUCCAAAGGCUGCAGAGGAAAAAGAACAGAAAGGGAUACCUGAGAAGUUACCUGCAGAAGACCUCUCCAUAAACUCUUCACAUGUUGCAGUUGUUCAGCAUGUAUCCAACCCAUCAGAGUUUUGGAUCCAAACACAGAAAUAUGCUCAGGAGCUGGAUGAACUGAUGGAUAGGAUCUAUCAUUUGCACAAAGAUUCAGGAAACAAAGAUGUGGUGAGGAAUCCAACUGUAGGGUUGUACUGUGCCGCCAAGGCCGAAGAUGGUGUCUUCUACAGAGCAAUUGUGUCCGAAGUUGGUCAGACACAAGUCAAGGUGUUCUUUGUUGAUUAUGGAAACACUGAAGUUGUUAAAAGGAUGAACAUCAGGACCCUUCCUGACAAGUUCAAAAAGCUGCCAAGACUUGCACUUAAAUGCACCCUGGCUGAUGUCAGACCCAAAGAUGGGAGAUGGAGUCCAUGUGCCUCUGACUAUUUCAUCAAAGCAGUCACAGAUAAAGCACUAAAUGUACAUGUGACAGCAAAAUAUGAUGAUGGCUAUGUUGUUCAACUAACAGAUCCUGAAGCUCAUGAAGAAAGAGAUCUCAGUACACUGAUGCGUACUUACAACCUUACUGAAAAGGCUGAGACAAAGCGACAACCCAAAGCCAAUGGCACUAUACAACCUGCUGUUCUGCCUUCCACACAACAUCCACAUGACUCUGGGAUAUGUCUCAAACAAAACACUGUUGGCCCUGCCAUCAAUGAAAGGAGAAUUCCUUCAUUCAAGGAGAACAUGUUUCACAUUGGGAGUGUCCUAGAUGUCUCUGUGUCUCACAUCAAAAGCCCAAAUGAUUUCUGGUGCCAGCUCGUGAGCAAUGCAGGGCACUUGAAAUUUCUAAUGCAUGACAUACAGGCUCAUUAUGUAGGCAGUGAAUUUCAGCCUGUUGUUGAAACAGCUUGUGUUGCUCGCCACCCUGAUAAUGGAAUGUGGUACAGGGCCAUUGUAAUUCACAAACAUGAAAAACCUCUCGUGGAUGUGUUGUUUGUUGACUAUGGCCAGACAGAAACCAUCUCCCUCUAUGACCUGAGGAGGAUAUGCCCAGAAUUUCUCACUCUGCCUGGACAAUCCUUUCGAUGCAAUCUGUUAAACCCUAUGGACCCCACAUCUGCCAAUGAGUGGAAUCAGGAGGCAACAGCAAGAUUCCACAAGUUUGUGGAAACUGCGGCAUCCAACUUUGUGAUUUUAAAGUGCACCAUAUAUGCUGUCAUGUACAGUGAUCAGAAGAUCAUUUUCAACAUUGUGGAUCUGGAAACUCCCUUUGAAAGUGUCUGCACCAGCAUGGGCAAUCUUGUCAAAAGUGCCCGUCCCAAGAAAGUCUCUGAGCCAUCUGUCCGCCUAGACUCGUACUACUUCUCAUCGCACAAUGUCAAAACUGGCACAGAAGAACAGAUCACAGUGACAUGUGUUAACAAUGUCAACCAGUUCUACUGCCAGCUUGAGAGGAACACUGAUGUGAUGGAAGAUCUAAAGAACGAGGUUAGUCAAGUCUGCCAUCAGCUGGAGAAUGUAAAGCUCCCAGGAGUCUUAGGAGCGUUGUGCUUUGCCAAGUACACUGAUGGACACUGGUACAGGGGUCAAAUCCAGGACACAAAGCCAGCAAUUCGGGUUCACUUUGUGGACUACGGUGACACGAUUGAAGUAGCAAUGUCUGACUUGCUUCCAGUACCUAUAGAAGCUAAUGCCAUCAUGUCUGUGCCUGUGCAAGCAGUUUUGUGUGGUCUGUCAGAUGUCCCUGCCCAAGUUCCAAGUGAGGCGAACAGCUGGUUUGAGACAUGUGCAACAGAAUCUAAAUUCCAAGCAGUAGUUGUGGCCAGAGAACCUGAUGGUAAACUGCUGGUUGAACUAUAUCAAGGAGGCUCUCAGAUAAAUUCAAAGAUCAAGAAGAAGUUUCAGAUUGAGAUGCACACAAAUGAGCAGGUUGUCAACCGGAGAGCAAUUCCCCCCAAAACAGCUAAUCAAAUCAGAGAUGACUCUAAAUCUACCAACACAAAUCUGCAGUCUGCACCGAAGCCUUUGGGCCAUGUUAAUGAACAUGGUCAAAAGGUCAAAGCUGUUCCAUUACAGCUGUACCAACCUCCUCACCAAAGACAGUCAUGUGGGACCACACUGAGAAAUAUGGGAAAUGGUUAUGAGCCUGCGUGUGCCCAAGUCAGACCAAAUGAGGAAAAUAUCCGCACUGACACCGACCAGCUGAUCAAAUCCAUAUCACCUGGUGCAGACUCUCGGGUAGAAGGCCAUGUUGAAAAGCUUCCUAAACUUGCAGACCUGCCGUUAACAUCUAUCACACCAGGUAUGGAAGCAGAGGUUUAUGUCUCACACUACCACAGCCCAUCGAGUUUUCACGUUCAACUCUUCAGGGACGAGGAUGAAAUAUUCUCUAUUUCUGAAAAGCUCAAUGAUUCAAUAUCAAUCACAAAAAACAAUGACGUCAAAGUUCUAAAUCCAGGUGACCUUGUUCAAGCAGAGUUUGCAGAUGACUCCAUGCGGUAUCGUGCAGUUGUUAGAGAAAUCCACAAAAACACAAUGGCUCUCGUUGAGUUUAUUGAUUUUGGAAACACAGCAAUGACACAAAUGUCCAAGAUGGGCAGACUCCACAAGUCUUUCUUGCUGCUUCCCAUGUACAGCACACACUGCAUGCUGAGCAAUGUUGCAGAUCAUGGGAAAGAGGACAUGCUUGAUCCUAAAGUGCUGUCAGCUAUUAAAGAAGCUGUAUGUGGUGAUGGAGACAAGAAGCUCAAAUGCCGGUUUAUCAGGCAGUCAGGAUCUGUGUGGGAAGUCAGUCUGGAGGAUAGUGGUGUGAAUCUCAUAUGUAAAGUAAUGACCAAGUGUUCAGCCAAUGCUUCUGAAUCCACCUCAGAGAACCAUGAAGAAAUUGAGGAAAAACAUGCCCAGACCCCAGAGAAACUGCCACUGAACUCUUGCCCUCUAACUUACGGUCAACUAGAGUUUUUAGAGGAACAGCAGUUACAAAGCUACAUCUCAUCUAUAACUGAUGCUCUUUCCUUUUGGUGUCAAUCUGCUGACACAGAAGAACUGGACAAGAUAACUUCUGGUGUCUCAGAAUUUGGGAAUGCAGCCGAUCACAAACAUGUUGACCUAGGCACCCUCUCCCCUGGCAGCCCAUGCAUUGUUCUCUUUUCGGACGAUCAUCUCUGGUACCGUGCGGUGGUCGUUGACACAGAGGGAGACAAGCUGUCUGUUCUCUUUGUAGACUAUGGAAACAAGUCCCAAGUCAAUAUUACAGAUGUGAGGGAAAUGCCCCCUCAUUUAGUGGAAGCUCCUCCACAGGCAUUUUUGUGCGAGCUUGAAGGCGUUGGUUCUUCAUGUGGAUCCUGGGACAUUGGCGCAGUAGAUGAGCUGUUCACUCUUACAACAGACAAGUUGUUACAGUUGACAGUCACCAGAGUAACCAGAGAAGAAGAAAACAUCAAAUACUUUGUGAAGAUGGAAUGUGACGGCCAAGUGAUAAAUGAGGUGAUGAGAAACUGGUGGAAAUGCUCCACAACAGAAAACCAACCAAAUGCAGGUGAACAAUGUGACUCAACUGUGGAAGAGGCUGCACUACCUGAGGAUCAAACGGAGUAUCCCACAAAACAGGAAAAAGAUCCAGAUGCUGCUUGCAUUCACCCACAGAGAGAGCAUAGAGAAGACAGCCCAUUGCCUGCACAUUCUGACCAAAGUAAUUGGAUCUUAAGCUGUGACGAGGAUGUGUGUGAAACUAACAAAGGCUCUGAAGAGGAGGGUGCUUCAGUGACAGACACUGUUGGGCCAGAUGACGAAAAUGUUCUACCGGAUUGUAACCGAGAGGAGACCGUGGACUGUUCUGAGAUCCUACCGACAGACCUGGAGUCUUCAGCUGCAGAAAUGAGGGCCUGCAACAUGGGAAGCAGCUUUCACUCCAAGAUUGACUUAGCUCCAACAAAUGACAGCAAGACUCCUAUCCCAAGUGACAUUUCUAUUACCAGCCGGUCAGCAGGGAAAAUGGUUCCACGUGAAGCUGUUUGUCACAGGAAAAGCAUUUAUCAGCAUGAGAUGAUUGAUCUGAUUUCGACAGACUUGGAGCAGAUUCAGACAGAAUUGUUGCUGCCCUCUCCUCUGCUUCCUGCUCGGCUUGUGUGUGAUGCUCCUACAGAGCAGGACAUUGCAGCUAGAAGUGAUGUCACAGAGGUGCCAUGCAUUGCCCCAUGUUUAGAGGUUGAUUUGAUGACUGAAGACGAGACCUUAGCUCCUCAGCAGGAUACAGAAUCAGGUUUGCUGCCGUCACCUCAGUCUUUAAAUGACUUUUAUCCAUAUGAGCCAAGUGAUGAUGAGAAACUCACAAGGGAAACGGAAGAGGAUGUCAUUAGCCUGACUGAAGAGAUUAAGUUCAAAUGCAUCCCAGAGCAAGUCGGUUCUGAUGUAAAAGAUGACCUGCAUAAGAUAAUGGCUAAAGGAUCAAAUGAGAUUGACUUGAUGACUGAAGGCGAGACCUUAGCUCCUCAGCAGGAUACAGAAACAGAUCCAUAUGAGCCAAGUGAUGAUGAGAAACUCACAAGGGAAACGGAAGAGGAUGUCAUCAGCCUGACUGAAGAGAGCAAGUUCAAAUGCAUCCCAAUUCAAACUGAAUUGUUGCUGCUGUCUCCUCUGCUUCUUGCUCAGCUUGUGUGUGAUGCUCCUACAGAGCAGGAACUUGCACCUAGAAGUGAUGUCACAGAGGUGCCAUGCAUUGCCCCACGUUUCGAGAUUGACUUGAUGACUGAAGGCGAGACCUUAGCUCCUCAGCAGGAUACAGAAUCAGAUCCAUAUGAGCCAAGUGAUGAUGGGGAACUCUCAAGGGAAACGGAAGAGGAAGUCAUCAGCCUGACUGAAGAGAUUAAGUUCAAAUGCAUCCCAGAGCAAGUCGGUUCUGAUGUAAAAGAUGACCUGCAUAAGAUGAUGGCUAAAGAAUCAAAUGAGAUUCAGACUGAAUUGUUGCUGCCGUCUCCUCUGCUUCCUGCUCAGCUUGUGUGUGAUGCUCCUACAGAGCAGGACAUUGCAGCUAGAAGUGAUGUCACAGAGGUGCCAUGCAUUGCCCCACGUUUCGAGAUUGAUUUGAUGACUGAAGGCGAGACCGUAGCUCCUCAGCAGGAUACAGAAUCAGAUCCAUAUGAGCCAAGUGAUGAUGAGAAACUCACAAGGGAAACGGAAGAGGAUGUCAUUAGCCUGACUGAAGAGAUUAAGUUCAAAUGCAUCCCAGAGCAAGUCGGUUCUGAUGUAAAAGAUGACCUGCAUAAGAUGAUGGCUAAAGCAUCAAAUGAGGAUAACCCCAUGACUGAAGACGAGACCGCAGAUCUUCAUGAAGACAAACUUUCUGCUCUGUCAUGGGACACAAAGCCACAAAGCUCCCGUCAAGACAUGAGUAACCUGGGUGAUGGGAUGACCCGUUUUUUGGCAGAGAACUGUGUGAAAGACGUCUGCAGAGACCAGCAACAACAGCCUGAAACAGAGACUGAGCAGCUGGUGCAUUCACCACCCGAACAGAAAGACCUCGAGCUGGUGACUCAUCUCUCUCUGGUCGUCUGUGACGGUUCUGCUGAUCUGCCUGUUGAGCCACAGCCGCAGUAA
Molecule: messenger RNA, 6969 nt
Organism: Limanda limanda (common dab)
Lineage: Eukaryota; Metazoa; Chordata; Actinopteri; Pleuronectiformes; Pleuronectidae
Gene: tdrd6a
Product: tudor domain containing 6
Exons: 25
Coding region: 1-6969 (2322 amino acids)
Source: RefSeq, a predicted model, not a curated record